This is a messenger RNA of Megachile rotundata (alfalfa leafcutting bee), 1460 nucleotides long. RefSeq names its product C-Maf-inducing protein. The record is from RefSeq and is a predicted model, not a curated record. Gene Ontology annotation, molecular function: zinc ion binding; nucleic acid binding. Lineage: Eukaryota; Metazoa; Arthropoda; Insecta; Hymenoptera; Megachilidae.
UGUUUCAUAUAAUCGGUCGUAAUCGUAAUAUGUUCUUUUGAGUUUUAUAAUAAAAUACAAUAAAUCGCAACAGGUUAUGGGCCCAGAGAACGGUUCUAGUGCGCGAAACCAAUAUAAUUAAAUAAAAUAGGAAAAAUAGCCCUGUGAACACGUGCUUCGUUAAAAAUCAAAAGAAAAGGAUGGCCGCCAACAUUUUGAACGUGCAACACGUGAAGGAGCUGAAGAACGCAAAUUAUGAAACUUGGAAAGUUCAGAUGAAUUUCCUUUUACGAUAUAAUGACUUAUGGGGAUAUGUAACAAGGGACAUAAUAAAAACCCAAGAAAACAGUGCAGCGUGGGAUAUUAGAGAUGCAAUAGAAUCUAGGGAAUUAUUACCAACAAUGGAUGAAUUGAAGGUCAAACCAAUGGAAGAGAAAAUACGAAGAAGUAAUAAUGAUGAAGAAGAAAACAAAGAAACAGGACUAAAGACAACAGACACAAAUAAAGGUUUUUCGACAUAUCCAAAAUACACCAACAGGACAAGGAAUACACAGGAGAUGUCACGUGAAUUUCAAGGAAAUUGUUAUAAUUGCAACAGGUAUGGCCAUAGCGCAAAAAAUUGCUAUUCUAAAUCCCAUAAUAGGUCAAACGAUACGCAUAAAACAAGUAGCGAAUCAAAUAAACGAAAUCAUGCCAUGGUGGAAAUGGCACGUUGCCUGAUAUUACAGGGUAAAUUAACAAAUGCCCUGUGGGUCAAAGCCAUAAAUACUUCCGUUUACUUAAGAAAUAGGUGCCCAACAAAAAUAAAUCAAGAUACAACGCCAUAUGAAGAAUGGACUGGACAAAAACCGUACAUAGGAUUUUUGAGGAAAAUAGGAAGUCGAGUAAUAGCACUCAAAAAGGGUCCUAGGAAAGGACACAAAUUUGAGCCAAGAGGAAAAGAAUAUGUGUUGGUGGGACACUUUACCGAGUCUAAGGCUUACCGUUUAUGGGAACAAGGAACAAAAAUGGUAAUAAUUGAAAGAGAUGUACGAUUCAUUGAAGAACAGAAUAUUGUCGCAAACGAAGGGCAGCAGCAACCUGAAUUUUGCCCAAUGGAAAUAAUUAAAGAAUCACGGGAGGAUUCUGCUCAACAGGAGGAAGAAGAGCUGUCAAUGAAUCAGGAUCAAAUUGACCAGGGAGCUUCAAUUAAAAGAAGAGGACGUCCACGAAUUGAAAGGACAGGAAAAUCGGGCAGACCUAGGAAAAUACAGGGUGUUCGGCUACUGCAAACAGGAUUUCUUCAACAACCAAUACCGUACAGCAACAUGUCAGACAUACGGAAGUACGCUGUUGCUCGAUGGGAUCCUACUUAUAAGAACUGUAUUAGUAUAGUUCUGUCAGAUAGUUCACUUCUUCUGCAAGCCAAUAAUGCAUACACGAGGGACCAAUGGUAUCAUUCAAUAUUAUGGAAGAGUCUUGAAAAAGAACAACUUUCUUAA